AUUGACACAGCGAGGUUCAUCUGAAUAGGAUUUGCAUCAAAUGGACAUUAAUCCUGGUUGCUUGAAUUAUCGGCGCGCGCAUCUCAUUCCUUACCUCCACUGCCAUUGUGCAACGCACCAGCUUUUCCCCCGUUCAGACUGACGUCUUCAUUGAAGAGCCUACUUCUUGCGACCCUGUCGGGUUGAUUUGCCGUUGCCAUUGAUAUCACUGUCCCGAGCUUCUUUCGCUUGAGCUGCAGGUACCUACCGUGUAAGGUAGCUGUAGUCAAUAGUACCGCGAGGCCACUGAAACACCGUGACAACCGCUGAACGCAACCGUAACAUAAUUGCCCAUCAACGCCAUGGCGUACAACGAUGAUGCUGUCCUGGCGCGGUUGUCAGCGCUCAAUGAGAGCCACGACAGUAUCGCGACUGCAGCGCAAUGGAUCAUGUUCCAUCGGCGUCACGCCGACCGCACGGUACAGCUCUGGAUGCAGCGUUUGAAAGACUCGUCAUCCACAAAACGGCUCAUGCUCAUAUAUCUUGCCAAUGAGGUUGCUCAACAGUCGCGCAUCCGCCACAAGGAGGACUUCAUUAUCGCAUUCUCCCCGGCCAUUGCGGAGGCUGUGUCAGUCGCGUACAAAGGAGCACCGACAGAGGUUCAGUCGAAAAUCCGUCGUGUGGUUGAUGUCUGGAGGGAUCGAAACAUCUUCGAAUCUUCAAUUCAAAAGGCCAUGGAUUCCCGCCUCGAAGAGCUAGACAAGGCUAGAGGGAGUUCGAAAAACGGGUUCGGUGGUAAUCCUUUUGGGUCUGCUGCCGCCAACGUCCCCUCCGAGUUCACGCCUCUCAUCUCUGCACAUCAAUCCGUUUCGAAGCUCUCCGCUCCGCUCAAGAGCACAAUCGCCUCGGCUGAUCAGGAAUACGAGAAGCAGACUGACACCUCAACACCGGCACCCUCUGCACCUGUCUAUGCGGCUCGUCUGAACGGUCUUCUGAGGACCUUGGCCAAUGCCGAGAACGCUGUGGCCGAUUGCGUCAAAGCGAGAGAGAGCUUAGUGUCCGGACUGGAGAAGCUCUUGGAGACUCACCGCGCGGCGUUGGAGGGCGACCGCCAGAGCGCCGAUAAGUUCGGCAAGCGAAAACGCGAGAUUGAGGAGAAGAAGCAGCAGGUCGAGUUCGGCAUUAUGCAGGCUCUGGGAUCAGUUGAUCAAAACGGCGCCGGCGCAGAGGACUCUGGGCACCAUAAGCAGGACGAGGAGAGGCCUCAGAUGGAGGCAUUGACACCAGAAAUGGAGGCGUUCACUCCUCCUUCUGGGGACGUUCCGCCGAUGGAAGCACUUCCGCCAACAACAGGUGAAGAACAGUCUGUGGGCAGCUCCGGAAUAGAGGUGCUCUCUAACGCAGCAUCCUCGUACCAGACCCUGCCCAUCUCCACCAAUGGCUCGAAUAAGAGGCGCCGCGUGGACGAGGGCGAAGAUAUACCAGAUGUUGGAGGGGGCGAUGCCAUAGACGCCGAUGUUGCGGCCAUGCUACAAGAAGGAUCUCAAGCGUGAGAUGUGCUGGGAGGGUCAGACAAGGACUUUGCGCCAGUGGAUGGUUUGGCUUGUAUCCUACUAUAUAGCCCCUGCAUCAGCAUCUAACGUCGCUGUGCUUAUACUUUGUUCGCGUCACUGCGCGUCCCUCUGGAUUACGUGACAUAUUAUGCUGGGAGCCGUCGAGUUCUUCUAAAGUUGGCAGAAAUCUGUAAGCAUCGGCUGGAAGGCGUCGAAUAGUAUCCGUAACUCGCCCAUAACUCCGAUUGCGACCGAGGGUCCUCGGGUUGUUCAGGGAAUCCCUCCGAGCCAAAGGUACCCUGGCUACCCUGCGAUGGUAGUAGU
Molecule: messenger RNA, 1856 nt
Organism: Emericellopsis atlantica
Lineage: Eukaryota; Fungi; Ascomycota; Sordariomycetes; Hypocreales; Bionectriaceae
Product: RNA polymerase II-binding domain-containing protein
Exons: 2
Coding region: 342-1532 (396 amino acids)
Biological process (GO): mRNA 3'-end processing
Cellular component (GO): RNA polymerase II, holoenzyme
Molecular function (GO): RNA polymerase II C-terminal domain binding
Source: RefSeq, a predicted model, not a curated record